Molecule: messenger RNA, 1395 nt
Organism: Plasmopara halstedii
Lineage: Eukaryota; Oomycota; Peronosporomycetes; Peronosporales; Peronosporaceae
Product: serine hydroxymethyltransferase
Exons: 2
Coding region: 1-1395 (464 amino acids)
Biological process (GO): folic acid metabolic process; tetrahydrofolate interconversion; L-serine catabolic process
Cellular component (GO): cytoplasm
Molecular function (GO): serine binding; cobalt ion binding; pyridoxal phosphate binding
Source: RefSeq, a predicted model, not a curated record
AUGGUUAUCGCCAACAACGCUACUCUUGAAGAGCAGGACCCGGAGAUCUUCAACCUUAUCGAGGCCGAGAAGAAUCGACAGUGGAAAUGCUUGGAACUUAUUGCCUCGGAAAAUUUUACCUCGCGUGCUGUAAUGGAUUGUCUCGGUUCGUGCCUUACUAACAAGUACGCAGAAGGUUUGCCGAACGCGCGCUAUUACGGUGGCAACGAAGUUAUCGAUAAAAUUGAGAUUUUGUGUCAGCAGCGUGCUCUUACGGCAUACGAUCUAGACGCAGAAAAGUGGGGUGUUAAUGUGCAGCCGUACUCAGGGUCGCCUGCCAACUUUGCGGUUUACACGGCCUUGUUACGCCCACACGACCGUAUCAUGGGUCUGGACCUUCCAAGUGGAGGUCAUCUCACUCACGGGUUUUACACGUAUUCAAAAGCCGAGAACACGCGUAAGGCUGUGUCUGCCACGUCCGUGUAUUUCGAGUCAUUGCCGUACCGUGUAAACGCUGACACUGGUCUUAUCGACUUUGAAAAGCUUGCUGAACUAGCCGCUCUUUUCAAACCUGCGAUGAUCAUCUGUGGUGGCAGUGCCUACCCGCGUGAUUGGGACUAUGCUGCUUUCCGCAAGAUUGCCGAUGACAACGGAGCUUUACUCAUGUGCGAUAUGGCUCACUACAGUGGUCUCGUUGUCACAAAAGAACAUGCUAGUCCUUUUGAUUACUGCGACAUUGUGACUACGACAACGCACAAGUCACUGCGUGGACCUCGUGCUGGUAUGAUCUUUUUCCGUCGUGACGAGCGGAAGUUUGAGGCUCGUAUUAACAACGCAGUCUUCCCUGCUCUUCAGGGUGGUCCACAUGAGCACCAGAUUGCUGGCAUUGCUGCGCAGCUUAAGGAAGUGCAGACACCGGAUUUUAAAAAAUAUGUGCAGCAGCUUAAGGCCAAUGCCAAAAUUUUGGCCAAGACGCUUACUGAUUUCGGGUAUUCGAUGUGUACGGGCGGCACUGAUAAUCACUUGAUCCUGUGGGAUUUGCGUCCUCAGGGUGUUACAGGCUCCAAGCUUGAGAAGCUGUGCGACAUGGUUUGCAUUACGCUGAACAAAAACGCAGUGCUAGGCGACCGCAGCGCUCUGACUCCUGGUGGUGUGCGUGUUGGCACGCCUGCUUUGACAAGUCGUGGGUUCAAGGAGGCAGAAUUUGUCAAGAUUGCCGAGUUUCUUGAUCGUGCUGUGAAGCUGUGCAUAGAAAUCCAGUCGUCAAGUGGUAAAAAACUUGUGGAUUUUGUCAAGAGCGCUGAAGCUCACGAGGGUGUUAAGCAAUUGCGUCGCGACGUCAAUGCUCUUGCCACAUCGUUUGAAAUGCCUGGCUUUAAGGUCUCCGAGAUGCGCAACAAAACUAUUGAGGAAUAA